ACUUCCGGGGGUCGCGCGUCCCGCUCUCCUGCCAGGGCUCUGGGCUCCGGCGUCAGCUCCGCGGCCGCCUCCCUCCCACCGGCUCGGCGGGACCGAGGGGACCGAGCCGAGCCGCGGGGCCCGCUCCGGCCCGGCCAUGAGCGCGGCCGCAUGAUGCUUCCCUGCCUCGGCUGCUGCAGUCGCCGCCGCCGCCGCCGCCGCCCGGGAGGAGCCGCAGCGCCGGGCGACCCCGCCCGGGCCUCGGAUCCUAUCACAUAGGACAGUAUGCACCUUAAGAUCCUGAAGAAAAGGCACAAAAUGUUCAAGUGAUGUUUAGAAAUAAUUUGUGAGGGUGUGUCGGGGAAAUCAUGCAGCCAUCAGGACACAGGCUCCGGGACGUUGAGCAUCAUCCUCUCCUGACUGAAAACGACAAUUAUGACUCUUCAUCGUCCUCUUCCUCCGAGGCUGACCUGGCAGACAGGGUCUGGUUCAUCCGUGACGGCUGUGGCAUGAUCUGCGCCGUCAUGACGUGGCUUCUGGUCGUCUAUGCAGACUUUGUGGUGACGUUUGUCAUGCUGCUGCCUUCCAAAGACUUCUGGUACUCCGUGGUCAACGGGGUCAUCUUCAACUGCCUGGCCGUGCUCGCCCUGUCGUCCCACCUGAGAACCAUGCUCACCGACCCCGGGGCUGUGCCCAAAGGAAAUGCCACGAAGGAAUACAUGGAGAGCUUGCAGCUGAAGCCGGGGGAGGUGAUCUACAAGUGUCCCAAGUGCUGCUGCAUCAAGCCGGAGCGUGCCCACCACUGCAGUAUUUGCAAGAGAUGUAUUCGGAAGAUGGAUCACCACUGCCCGUGGGUGAACAACUGUGUAGGAGAAAAGAAUCAGAGAUUUUUUGUGCUCUUCACUAUGUACAUAGCUCUGUCUUCAGUCCACGCUCUGAUUCUCUGUGGAUUUCAGUUCAUUUCCUGCGUCCGAGGGCAGUGGACUGAAUGCAGUGACUUUUCACCUCCAAUAACUGUAAUCCUGUUGAUCUUCCUGUGCCUUGAGGGUCUUCUGUUUUUCACUUUCACCGCAGUCAUGUUUGGCACCCAGAUCCACUCCAUAUGCAAUGACGAGACGGAGAUUGAGAGACUGAAGAGUGAGAAGCCCACGUGGGAGCGGAGGCUUCGGUGGGAAGGGAUGAAGUCUGUCUUUGGGGGGCCCCCUUCGCUCCUCUGGAUGAACCCCUUCGUUGGCUUCCGAUUUAGGCGCCUGCCAGUGAGACCCAGAAAAGGAGGCCCGGAGUUCUCUGUGUGAGCCCCCAUCAGGCUGCACUUCUGAUGGACUUUGAGUUACUUACUUGGGGUCUGAAAGGGCGUCAGCAGCUCAUCUGUGACCAGCAGGCGAGUGGAACCUGGCAGCAAGCAGAGUUCCACAUACGUACAGUCACAGGUUCUGCUGUGCUCAGUGUUCACCCGUACCGCUCACGAAAGGUGUGUGGCCACGUGACGAGGCCAAAUGUCAUUACCUUGCUGCACAGUUCGGAUUUUUGUUAAGAAUACUUUGCAUUUUCGAAGAAGCUGUUUGGGAUAUUACAUGGGUUAUUAAAAUCCUGUGUUAUAAGCUGCUUUUUUCAAUCAUGAAGAAAAAAAAAAGUCAAUCCAGUGAACAAGAACUCUCCGACCGGUCCCUCCAGGGAGUUCCUGUCGACCCUGAUCCGUUAGUGUCCUCCCGCGGUCCCAGCAGGGGCGUCUGCACAGAAAGACAUUUUGGUCUCGAUUAGCUCUGACACUUUGCACUGAAGUUGCAAAAGAUCUGUGCACUGAACAGUGAGGUGGCUUCCGGCACACUCCGCCUGCCCGGAAGAGGCAUCCUCUGACCCUUUCAGCGAGUCUGUCUGUGUGCGUGUCUGUGCGUGUGUGGGCCGUGUGCAUGUGUGUCUAACUGGCAGUGUUGUUUAGACGAUGUGACACGUAUCGGCUGUGUACAGCAAACAAGCUAUUUUUUAGAAGCCGAGUUUCAGGGAAGAGGGAGAGCUGCCGCGGGGCCUCCCCGCGGGGUUACUAUGAAUGUAUCGCAUAUUGGGAGUAUCUCGAUCCAAAGAGCAAUCAUUCCUGUGCGCGCCUUUGUUGCCCUCCUGUUUUAAUUUUAUUUUUAAAAUCUUGGGUGCAUUAGGGCCUUGGAACUGAUUUUUUUGGUUGUUGUUCCAGCCAAAUUAGCAGUGUGUAAAUGGCACCUCGGUAAGAGAAGAGCAGAGUCUCACGGUGGCCUAAUACACGGUGCAGCUUGGUGCUGCUGGCGGGUGUGGGGCGGGCGGGCACGCCAGCCUGGCGGUGCAGGAGAGGUGGGCGUUGGCUGGGAAGGCGAGGGGACCACAAGGCAGCCAGCCCCCAGCAGGGGUGACUGUACACGCCUGGUCGCAGGCAACGCUGACGCCAAGCAGUCAGGAUGGCGGCGGCCUGCGGGAUCCUGAGUCAGCGUUUGUGUCUCCACCCACAGCCCAAGUGGGGAAACAGGAUCCUUGGUGCGGAGCUUAAAAUUAUGCCAGAAAGCAAACAGCUCCCCGCCUUGGGGACUUGCCUUAAACUUGCCUGGUUUGUACAUUUUUUGCCAGUCGCAUCAAGAAACAAUCUGUGACAAAAUCUGAGGGUCUUCCUUGAAGAAAGUGGGUGUUUCCCCCCUGGGAGCUUCUUGCCUUGUGUUCACCUGCCAGCUGCCCUGUUCCGUGUCGGGCACUCUGGGCCCUGCCUCCGUCAGGGCUCUGCCACCGCCCAUGCACAGCCGCAAAGGGACCUGCGUCUGGCCAAGGGAACAAACCUGCAGGAUGCUCUAACAGGGAUGGAGUCACUGCAGGGGACGAACUGUGUCACAGCCAGAGGAACAAAACACGUUGCGGGUGAUCCAGGAGUUUCCAGAGAUUGUUUUGCAUAUUCAUUUGCACAUCUGUUGUCUGGGUUGGACGUGUGUAUUGGGCUUCAAUGUGAGGCUUUUAAUAUGUAUAUCCUGUUUAUCAAUAAAAAUUAUUGAAGUGGUUGAAUCCUGUGAGACUUGGCAAGUGUGUGAAAUCAAGUAUACUUGACUUUUCAACCUCUUCUUUCAAUGUAACUUUUAUAUGAAAUAAAGUAACCAGUUGACAGUUCUCAAA
Lemur catta (Ring-tailed lemur) is the source of this 3102-nucleotide messenger RNA. It is a transcript of the gene ZDHHC7, whose product is annotated as zinc finger DHHC-type palmitoyltransferase 7. The coding region runs from base 348 to 1274 and encodes 308 amino acids. Lineage: Eukaryota; Metazoa; Chordata; Mammalia; Primates; Lemuridae. Gene Ontology annotation, molecular function: protein-cysteine S-palmitoyltransferase activity. The transcript has 8 exons. Gene Ontology annotation, biological process: peptidyl-L-cysteine S-palmitoylation; protein targeting to membrane. Gene Ontology annotation, cellular component: endoplasmic reticulum; Golgi apparatus. The record is from RefSeq and is a predicted model, not a curated record.